AUGUCUUGUUCCUCUCUCCCCUUUGUCUCUCGGCUUUCCCUUUGUCCUUUCGCUCUUUGUAGACACGCUCGCAUCCACAGCCAGGAACGCCCUUUCAUCUGCCACUUUCGCGAAUGCGGCAAGACUUUCAUCCAACGUUCGGCGUUGACGGUCCACAUCCGUGUUCAUACUGGCGAGCGCCCUCACGUCUGCGAAUCCUGCAGCAAAGCAUUCUCUGACUCGAGCUCGCUCGCACGUCACAGGAGGAUUCACACUGGCCGACGUCCAUACAAGUGUCUUGUGUCAGGAUGCGGCAAAUCCUUCUGUCGCAAGACCACGCUGACCAAACACACGCGCCGCAACCACGCUGACGCAGAGGGGACGUACAUUGGCCAUGGCGGGUCCGCUACCAUCCUGAGCAACUCGCUCUCCAUCGGCCGAUACGCUUUGCCGCCUCACAGUCGCUCCACCUUCCCGCAAGGCCUGGAGAACCACUACUUUGCAGGUCUCAAAGUCGAACAAGACCCCAUGUCUGCCCCUCCUGCCUAUGAGGGCUUCCAGAUGCACGAGUAUCCCAGCACACCUUACAGCGCCCCUGCCAUGUCUUCCUGCCCUUCAUCUAGCGCCAGCUACGAUGGCUUUGACAUGCAGCGAAGAGCCAGCGCCAUGUCCGGCUACCUCUCGAGCAGCUCGCACGGCUUUCACGGCCCUACGAGCCACAGCAGCCGAAUGUGCCCUACGCCCAACACACUCACACCUGCUUCCGAAAUGUCGCAUUUCCCUUGCACCCCCGACUUUCGCGACACUAGGACCUUUGAAUCGUCCGUCUCUGGUCGUGCUCAGUUCAACCAUCUCUCUGUAGCUACCAUGUCCUGUGGUCCUUACGGCUCAGAUGCUCACCCAUCCGCGACGGGCUUCCACGGUGGUGAAAUGGCUGCAUCUCAGCAGUUCUCUAUGAUGGCCAACGGUUGUGUCGUUGAUACUAAGGAUGCCAGCAACAUUGACCCCAACCUGUGGAACAAUGGUGCUUCUGCCGGUGGGCCCGUUUCGAGCGUUGGGUCUCAAUUUUACGAGAACAUGCAGCCGAGGCAGAGCUUGGAGCAGCAUCAACAACAGCAGCAGCAGCAGCGACCUAUGAGCGCCACCGACUUUUCGCAGGAGCAUGCAACCAGCAACGAACGAUUCGGUCCUUACUUUCUCAGGUCUGCGACUCAGCACCAAGUCGCUUCUUCAUCAUGA
This is a messenger RNA of Ustilago hordei, 1218 nucleotides long. RefSeq lists its product as uncharacterized. The coding region runs from base 1 to 1218 and encodes 405 amino acids. The record is from RefSeq and is a predicted model, not a curated record. Gene Ontology annotation, biological process: regulation of transcription by RNA polymerase II. NCBI's taxonomy places the organism in Eukaryota, Fungi, Basidiomycota, Ustilaginomycetes, Ustilaginales, Ustilaginaceae. Gene Ontology annotation, molecular function: RNA polymerase II cis-regulatory region sequence-specific DNA binding; DNA-binding transcription factor activity, RNA polymerase II-specific. Gene Ontology annotation, cellular component: PcG protein complex; transcription regulator complex. The transcript is spliced from 3 exons.